UGGUGCGUAAAGCUAGUGAGGGAGAUAAGUGUUUCCAGUUUCAGAUUUUUGUAGUUCGUUCCAGUCAUUGGCAGCAGAGAACUGGAAGGAGAGGCAGCCAAAGGAAGAAUUGGUUUUGGGGGUGACCAGAGAGAUAUACCUGCUGGAGCGUGUGCUACAUGUGGGUGCUGCUAUGGUGACCAGCGAGCUGAGAUAAGGGGGACUUUUCGUUUUGUGACGAGAAUGAAGCGAGGGCCAGUCAACGAGAGCGUACAGGUUGCAGUGGUGGGUAGUAUAUGGGGCUUUGGUGACAAAACGGAUGGCACUGAUAGACUGCAUUCAAUUGAUUGAGUAGGGUAUUGCAGGCUAUUUUGUAAAUGACAUCGUCGAAGUUGAGGAUUGGUAGGAUGGUCAGUUUUACAAGGGUAUGUUUGGCAGCAUGAGUGAAGCAUGCUUUGUUGCGAAAUAGGAAGCCAAUUCUAGAUUUAACUUUUGGAUUGGAGAUGUUUGAUGUGAGUCUGGAAGGAGAGUUUACAGUCUAACCAGACACCUAGGUAUUUGUAGUUGUCCAUAUAUUCUAAGUCAGAACCGUCCAGAGUAGUGAUGUUGGACGGGCCUGCAAGUGCAGAUAUAGUGAUCGGUUUCAACCUCAUAGUUUGGAGAUCUACAUAAAACACAGGUGAUCACGUUUAACUUCUGUUGUGACGGUUUUAUUAAGGCUUGAUACACUACUCUCUCACUAAUCUGAACACCACCGACCAGCCAAUCAAAAUAAUAUUCGCCUAUUCGCAGCUCAGACCUGUAGACUGUUUAAUGAUAAACUAUUGUAGCCGAAUUAAUUGAACCAAAUUUUUAUUUUGGGACAGGUCGUCCUUAUUAUAUGAACAAGGUGUUUUCCAAUAGGCCUUUUUUUUUAAUGCAAAACAUACCUAAAUAAUUUGCGUGAAUGGUGUGUGAUUACCGGGAAGAUAGCGCACCGCAUAAACACAGCAGCACCAGCUCUAGCAGAGCUCUUCAGCUUGGAACUCUCGCGAGGGGAAAAUGACUUCACAGGAGAGGGAGAAAGAUGAGGUCUGAAACGGACCAAAUGACCGGGGGCAGGGAGGAAAGUGUCGUCGAAAUACAAUUCAGAGAUAUUCCGAGGGGACAGGACGCCGUCUUCGUCGACUCAAAGCAGAAAGAAGAGAAGAAGGAGGUCUUUACUAAGGUAGUAAUAAGGCGACUUCCACCCAACCUGUCCAAGGACCAGCUGGAAGAACAGCUCAGUCCUCUUCCAUCCUAUGACUACUUUGAGUUUUUCCCUGCUGAUCAAAGCCUCUAUCCACACCUGUUCUCCAGAGUUUACAUUAACUUCAGAAACCCCGAAGACAUCCUGCUCUUCAGAGACCGCUUUGAUGGCUAUGUUUUCAUUGAUAACAGAGGCCAGGAGUACCCAGCUGUGGUAGAGUUUGCCCCCUUUCAGAAAGUCUCCAAGAAGAAGCUCAAAAAGAAAGAUUCCAAAGCUGGAAGCAUUGAAGAAGACCCGGAGUACCGGCGGUUUCUGGAGAACUACUCCUGUGAUGAGGAGAAGUCCAUGGCCAACCCUGAAACCCUGCUGGGAGAGAUAGAGGCCAAGACAAAGAAACUCAUAGCCAAAAGAACAACACCUCUUCUGGAGUACAUCAAGAAUAAGAAACUUGAGAAGCACAGGAUAAGAGAAGAGAAGAGAGAGGAGCGUCGACGCAGGGAGCUGGAGAAGAAACGGCAGAGGGAGGAGGAAAAGAGGAAACGGAGGGAGGAGGAGAGACGCAAACGCAAGGAGGCGGAUAAACAGAAGAAACUAUCGGAGAAGGAGAUCAAGAUCAAGCUCCUGAAGAAGAGUGACUGGGACGAUGAUGUGGACUCUGACAGGCUCAAGGACAAAGGAGACAGUGGGGACACAGAGAGGGCCAAGUGGGACAAACCCAGUGGACACAUGAAGUCAAAGGAAACCAAGGACCCGGGUCAGAUGGAGAGCGAUAAGGAGCAGAGAGAGCACGGCCGCAGGCAGAGAGACAAAGACCACAGAGGAAGAGACGAGGAGAGGAAACGACAGCGCCACCACUACGAGUUCGACAAGUCCAUGCGGUGCAAGGAGGAUACCAAUUGGGGUAAAGGCUACUGCCAGGACCGGGCAAAGAAAGAUGGCCAAUACCACAGCUCCUACUCCUAUGACACGUGCGACAAGGUGGGCAAGGAGGCCAGAGAGGACAUUGGCGGUAGCAGGAAGGACCGCGUCCGGAACAAGGUGAGCGACAAGGCCUGUGUCUCUCAGUCUGUGUUAACCUAUCAGGACAGAAGGAUGUCCCAGUCAGAGGGGCCACACCAGAUACGAGGGGCUCUGCCAAACAAGGACCGGCCUGCCAUGCAGCUCUACCAGCCAGGCGCACACAAUCGCAAGCGCGUGAGCUCUGCGAUGAAAGGUUAUGAGCUUCCCAUGAACCGCUCGCCAGAACACGCGACGGCGGACCACUGCUACGAGGCCGUCGCCAUGGAAACGGGCUCGGAAAAGAGCGGAGACGAGUAGUCCAGUCUGUCUACUCUGAUAAGCCUUUCACAAUAUUUACGCCUAUGAAUUAUGAAGCCUUUAUGUGCUGGUUUUGAUUAUAUAAAUGCUUCAAAACUCACAAAAAGUGACGUGAGCUGAUGAAGAUGAUCUCAUAGAACCCCUGUUUACCACAGAAUUAUUUUUUUUCCGUUUAUGAAAAAAAAAAAAACAUUAACUUCUCCAUAGGCUUUGACGAGCCAUGGCGGAGUUAUUAGUGCCUACAAAAACACGACAUUACUAUUGCUCUCUAUCGGGCUGCCAGAUUGUAGGCUUGUGUGUUACUAGACGGGCAUGCAUGCACAAGGCUUUGGGGUUGAUGGAGCUGCACUCGCCGUUGAAAUCAUUUAAACUUUACAACGAUUCUGGGUCAAACCUUUGCGCAAAUAAUUUCAAAAGGAUUUGAAGAUUGGGUCACCCAUGAUUGGGGUAGGAGAGUAACAAAGGUCAAUCAUUCCCAAUACAUAAUGGAAACCUUUUCAUCUUGUUCUCCUUUGUUGUAUUCUGUACAUCACAGAGAAUUUCUUCUGGACGCGAUUAGAUUGUGUUUUGUCAAGCAUGACGGGACUGAAGCUAAAGGAAGUUGUUUGUUUCUUGUGUGUUAUUCCCAUGUUGUGUCACCCCUGGGUACAAUAGCACAGUCAUUUGUACGCAUUUAUUAUGGAUCCCCAUCAAGCUGCUACUCUUCCUGGGGUCUGGAAAAAUUAAGGCAGUUAUACAUAAAAAUAAAUAGAAUACAUUUAUAACAGGUUUCACAACACACUACGUGUGUGCCCUCAGGCCCCUACUCCACUACCACAUAUCUACAACACAAAAUCAUGUGUACGUGUAUGUAUAGUGUGUAUGUUAUCGUGUGUGUGUGUGCGCAUGUGUCUGUUCCUAUGUGGGUGUUGCUUCACAGUCUCCUCUGUUCCAUAAGGUGUAUUUCUAUCUUCUUUUUAAAUCUACUGCUUGCAUCACACGCAAGCCUACAUCAGUUAACUGAUGUGGAAUAAAGUUCCAUGUAGUCAUUGCUCUAUGUAUAAGGGCACAAGGCGAGACCCAAAUGCCGACACAGGAGGAAGAUGGUAGAGCACCGAUAUUUAUUAUAACAAAGGGAGUAGGCAAAGGCAGGUCGGGGACAGGCGAGAGUUCAUACACCAGGUCAGAGUCCAAACAGUACCAGAUGAUAGGCAGUCUCGAGGUCAGGCCAGGCGGUGGUCAGAAACCAGGCCCGAGUCCAAAACAGUACAAGGGGAUAGGCAGGCUUGUCACAGCCUACUAGGAGUGGUGGGUUGGAAUCAAGCGCAGAGAGCAGAGUUCGGUAAAUCACGCCAACAUACAGGGCGCAUAAAACAGUCCAGCCCCAAACACAGGACCAAACAGUCCGGAGAAUACAAACAUGAAACCAAAACCAACAGAGUUACAAAAAACAAUCCCGCACAAAAGAAGGGCGGGUCAAACUACUACAUAUAGGGAAGCUAAUUAAACCAAAAUACACACAGGUGAAACUAAUAAGACAAAACCAACAGACAAACAAAAAAGGGAUCGGGAGCUGGGGUUGCCCCGUCAGGAAGUCCAGGACCCAGUUGCACAGGGCGGUGUUCAGGCCCAGGGUCUCAAGCUUAAUGAUGAGCUUGGAGGGUACUAUGGAGUUGAAUGCUGAGCUAUAGUCAAUGAACAGCAUUCUUACAUAGGUAUUCCUAUUGUCAUGAUGGGACAGAGCAGUGCGAUGGCGAUUGCAUCGUCUGUGGAUCUAUUGGGGCGGUAAGCAAAUUGAAAUGGGUCUAGGUUGUCAGGUAGGGUGGAGGUGAUGUGAUCCUUAGCUAGCCUCUCAAAGCACUUCAUGAUGACAGAAGUGAGUGCUAUGGGGCGAUAGUCAUUUAGUUCAGAUACCUUUGCUUUCUUGGCUACAGGAACAAUGGUGGACAUCUUGAAGCAAGUGGCGACAGCAGACUGGGAUAGGGAGAGUUUGAGUAUGUCCGUAAACACUCCAGCCAGCGGGUCUGCGCAUGAUCUAAGGACGCGGCUAGGGAUGCCGUCUGGGCCGGAAGCCUUGCAAGAAUGAAGACAUGUCAUUGUUUUUAUGAGAAGUGUUCCUGAGGCAGCACAUUAUAUGGCGGUUUCCCGGGCACAGAUGAAGCUUUGUCCUGGCCUAAGAAGCUUGGUCAAUAGAGAAGCUUUAUAGUCCAGCGUUAAGAUGAAACUGUCCGGGAAACCGUCCCUAUGUGUCUGUCUACUACCUGCCUGUGAGGGAAUACUACCUCCUCAUCCACAGAGAUCAUAUUUGACAUGCCUUUUUUGUGAUUCCAUUUGACUGGUAUUUUUAAAAGAAAGUCUAUAGAUUUUAUCACAUAGAAAAUAUACAAAGUAGUGACAAUUGUAUUUAAGAAAUUCUAAAUGUAUUUUCAGUGUUGGAUGUAGAAUCUGUAAACCAAAUCAUUUGUGUGUGUGUGUUUCAGCAUUUAAGUGUGAUAGGAGACGGAGAGGAGAAUGUUUAGGUUGUCAACAAUAUGCUUUGUCAAUUCUCUUGUAUAAUGUGACUAACGACAAUUCUUACAUAAUCCUGUUUCUAGAUGUCGUAGACUGCAGCUAUUUGUGAUAGGAAACACAAGGUGACUCGAGCCAUCUAUUAUUAAGCAGUAUUUCACACUUGAGCCAAGAAGAACAUAACUUUGAUAUUCAUCAUAAUUUACCACCAUGAAGAGAAGGCAAAAUAACAUUGCAGGUGCUGAGUUUGAUGCUGUUGAAAGUCUCAGCGUUUUCUACACUGUUCUGUUGGAUUCAGCUGAUGCCUGAACUGAGAUUGGAAACGAAGUGAAAUCAGAUUCUUGUUAGCUGUAAUAGACACCUUCCUUCUGUUUUUUGUUUGUUUUCAUGAAGAGAUUUGAAAAAUAGUUAUAUAAAACUAUCCAAUAAAGAUGUCUUUUUUGGGGGAAAAAAAAGGAUGACUGCUACUUUAUGGCUAGCAGUACACUUAUCUUGAAAUUUCUAUGAAUAUCCUCUUCAUAAUAGGUACAUUUUAAUGCCUCGUGGGCUAUGCAUACUACUGGCAUUAUCAUGCACAAUUUAGGUGCGAAGCUGCUCUGUUAAUAAAGCAUUUUUGAGCAGGCAGCAGGUUUAGGAAGCAACGUGUUGUAAUCCAUAUUCUGAAAUGAAACAUUGUUACAAAGCCGUAUUCACAUUUUAUUACUCGAGGCAUCAUUGCCAUGCAGUGAGCUCCAAAAGUAUUGGGACAGUGACACAUUUUUGGGACUUGAAAUGACUGAGGUUAAAGUGCAGACUGUCAGCUUUAACUUUAAGGUACACUACAUGGCCAAAAAUAUGUGGACAACCCUUCAAAUUUGUGGAUUUGGCUAUUUCAGCCACACCCAUUGCUUACAGGUGUAUAAAAUUGAGCACACCACCAUGCAAUCUUCAUAGCCACACAUUGGCAGUAGAAUGGCCCAUACUGAAGAGCUCAGUGACUUUCGUCAUAGGAUGCCACCUCUCCAACAAGUCAGUUAAUCAGAUUUCUGCGCUGCUAGAGCUGCCAUGGUCAACCGUAAGUACUGCUAUUGUGAAGUGGAAACAUCUAUGAGCAACAAAGGCUCAACCGUGAAGUGGUAGGACACAAGCUCACAGAACAGGACUGAUGAGUGCUGAAGCGUGUAAAAAUAGUCUGUCCUAGGUUGCAGCACUCACUACAGAGUUCCAAACUGCAUCUAGAAGCAAGGCUUCU
Oncorhynchus keta (chum salmon) is the source of this 6242-nucleotide messenger RNA. RefSeq names its product regulator of nonsense transcripts 3A-like. Bases 1046 to 2524 code for a protein of 492 amino acids. Gene Ontology annotation, molecular function: telomeric repeat DNA binding. Lineage: Eukaryota; Metazoa; Chordata; Actinopteri; Salmoniformes; Salmonidae. The record is from RefSeq and is a predicted model, not a curated record. Gene Ontology annotation, cellular component: nucleolus; cytoplasm. Gene Ontology annotation, biological process: nuclear-transcribed mRNA catabolic process, nonsense-mediated decay; positive regulation of translation. The transcript is spliced from 11 exons.